UGUUGCUCGCCUCUUUCGUCGCUCUCAGCCAGUCCGCCUGACCGCCUCUCGGCUCUCGCUACGGGAGUACCGGCUACUGCCCCUCUCGUCUCCUCUCAGGACUCAGAGUCCUCUGUGGCACUGUCGCUCUGUCCCUAUCUGUGCCUCUGUCCUCGCACUGUCCCUGGUCGCACCUCGCCAGUCGCCACCAAACACGGAACACCAGUCACCGGUCGCCGCCUUACCGGUCAGCAGGACAGCAGGAGUCCUCGUUGGUUCCUAAUCUCAGUCUCAGUGUCUCACAAUCUCAGUUUUCGUACAAACGUAUGCCUCAUUUGGGAAGCCCUUUUUAUCUUCGAAAGUUUGAAACAGUAAACGAGAAAUCUCAGAACGGAAGAAACGAGAAAACCUAAGACAAAGCCAUGAUAAGGUUGAAGAUGAUUAGGGAGAGAUCGCUGAAGUUCGUCGUUUCAGCAUCUUUGCUUCUUCUAGCAACUUGUGUCUACAGUACGAUCUCGUCCGAUGCUUCCAGCGACGGUGCGGCUUCAACGGCUACCACAAUGCACACUAACAACUGGGCUGUUUUGGUCUGCACCUCUCGCUUUUGGUUUAACUACCGUCACAUGGCAAACACUUUGUCUUUAUACAGAACUGUAAAACGGUUGGGCAUACCAGAUGAAAGAAUUAUUCUGAUGUUGGCUGAUGAUAUGGCUUGCAAUGCACGGAACAAAUACCCUGCUCAAGUCUUUAAUAAUGAAAACCAUAGGCUUAACUUGUAUGGAGAUAAUGUCGAGGUAGAUUAUCGAGGGUAUGAAGUAACUGUUGAGAACUUCUUCAGAGUCUUAACGGGCCGUCAUGAAGCUGCUGUCCCCCGGUCAAAACGUCUUUUAAGUGAUGAAGGAAGCCACAUACUGGUUUAUAUGACAGGGCAUGGUGGAGAUGAGUUCUUAAAAUUUCAAGAUGCAGAGGAGCUUCAGAGUCAUGAUUUAGCUGAUGCAGUGAAACAAAUGAAAGAAAAGCGUAGAUUCAAGGAGCUGUUAAUAAUGGUUGAUACUUGUCAAGCUGCUACACUUUUCUCUCAGCUUCAUUCACCUGGGGUUUUGGCUAUUGGAAGUAGCAAGAAAGGAGAAAAUUCCUAUUCACACCACCUAGACUCUGAUGUUGGUGUCUCAGUUAUAGAUCGAUUCACAUUUUAUACCCUUGCCUUUUUUGAGAGGGUAAAUAUGUAUAGCAAUGCAUCAUUAAGCAGUCUCUUCAAUUCAUAUAACCCAAAUUUGUUGAUGUCAACGGCAUAUUAUCGAACUGAUCUAUACCCGCGUCUACUGGAGGAGGUGCCCGUGACAAACUUUUUUGGUUCAGUCAUGGAGACAAUCCACACUGAUUCUGCAUACAAAGCUUUCUCUACUGAAAGAGCUACUAUCCAGAAGCCAGUUGAUCAAUCCGACCAUUACAUACGAAGAACACUAUCCAGCUCUGAUGAUCAAGAGCAAACUAGUGACUCAAAUACCAAGGGUCAACCAGUAAAUUGUCCUUUCACACGUUUUUGGAGUUCUAUCCACAUCAAGAUGGAAAGGAUCAAGGAUGUGGAUAGCCUGAUGUCAUAUGGCUUGGCAUUAAUGCUCCCCUUGGUGGCGAUUUCCUCUUGGGUGUCACAUCGAUGAUUGAAAAGGAUGAUCCAAGAGAAGCACAAACAAGCUGUCGUUUCCAUGAAGAAUGAAAAUCCCGAACCUUAUCAGAAACAGUUGCAAUGGAAGAACUGAAUUCCCAAAUGCAACUGCUGUCAGUCGGUUGAUUGAAUGAGAUGAGAUUGUAUUUAUCCAUGAACACUCUUGUGCUCAAAUUUAAUAUCCUCGACGAGUUAGUCCCUCAGAUAGGGUAUAGGACUUCUCUUUAAUUUUUUUUGCCUAAUCUGUAAAAUUGCAUUUUUUUUCACUGAUUUAGUGCCUGGAAAUUUGGUAUUGUUGUAUGUUCGUUUUGUAUUGAUGUAAGACUACAUCAUUGAGGACUUCCACACUUGAAUUGCAUGAAUAUAGGUUCCCCCCCACCCCCUCUCUUUUUUUGCCUUCCAA
Messenger RNA from Ipomoea triloba (trilobed morning glory), 2048 nucleotides. Its product is annotated as putative GPI-anchor transamidase. Gene Ontology annotation, molecular function: GPI-anchor transamidase activity. Gene Ontology annotation, cellular component: GPI-anchor transamidase complex. Gene Ontology annotation, biological process: proteolysis; attachment of GPI anchor to protein; protein localization to cell surface. The record is from RefSeq and is a predicted model, not a curated record. Bases 402 to 1640 code for a protein of 412 amino acids. The transcript has 12 exons. Lineage: Eukaryota; Viridiplantae; Streptophyta; Magnoliopsida; Solanales; Convolvulaceae.